UUAUAUUGACGAGGCCUUGCAUUAUUGGCCGGAGAGUGCAAUAUUACAAAUAAAACAUGGACUCCAUUGUUGGAGGAAGAUCAAAACUCCACGCAGUAAUUACGCCAUUUCCAGCUCAAGGCCAUCUAAACUCCUUCCUGAAAUUAGCCAAAGUUCUUCAUUCUAAAGGCUUUCACAUAACAUUUUUGAACACUGAGUACAAUCAUAGACGCUUGCUAAACUCAAGGGGUUGUAAAGUUCUUUCUAGCCUCCCUGAUUUUUGCUUCGAAACCAUUCCUGAUGGGCUUCCUCCGACAGAUUCUAAUGUUACCCAACACCUACCUUCCCUUUGUGAAUCAAUCAAAAAGAACUGUCUCCUCCAUUUUACAAAGCUUCUUGUGAAGCUUCAUGAUCUUGGCCCCCUAGUUACUUGCUUGAUUUCUGAUAUUGGUAUGACGUUUACAGUACGAGCUGCUCAAGAAUUUGGAAUUCCUAUUGCUAUUUACAGCCCUAUCAGUGCUGCUUCCUUUUUGGGUCUUUGGCACGGUGGUACUCUCCUUAAUAAGGGUGUCAUCCCCUUGAAAGAUGAGAGUUAUCUCACAAAUGGGUACUUGGAUAUGGAACUAAAUUGGCUUCCAGGCAUGAAAAACAUGAGAUUAAGGGACCUUCCUAGUUUUUUUAGCACACUGGAUCAAGAUGACUACUACAUGCUAAAUCAUUGUAUCAAUGAAUUACAAGCUGCUCAAGCAGCUCAAGCCAUAAUUUGUAACACAUUUAGUGAGUUGGAGAAUGACACACUAGAAACUCUAUCUUCUAUGUUCCCUCCAUUUUACCCCAUAGGUCCUAUCCCUUUGCUUCUCUCUCAAAGUCUACAAAAGCAUGAGUUGGACUCCAUUGGCUCCAAUCUUUGGAAAGAAGAGGAUGAAUGCAUCAAUUGGCUCAAUUCCAAGAAACCCAAAUCCGUAGUUUAUGUGAAUUAUGGAAGCAUCACAAUUAUGUCCUCAGAGAAGUUGUACGAGUUUGCCUGGGGUUUAGCUAAUAGCAAGAAACCAUUCUUGUGGAUCAUAAGACCUGACCUUGUAAAUGGCGAGUCAGUGAUUCUAUCUCCCAAGUUUUUGAAUGAGACCAAAGAUAGAGGCUUCAUAGCAAGUAGGUGUGAACAAGAGAAAGUGUUGAACCACCCUUCAAUCGGAGGAUUUUUGACCCAUUGUGGAUGGAACUCCAUGACGGAAAGUUUGUGUGCUGGGGUUCCAAUGCUUUGUUGGCCCUUUUACGGUGAUCAACAAACUAAUUGUCAUUAUACUUGCACAGAAUGGGGCAUUGGGCUUGAGAUUGAUUGUAACGUCAAGAGGGAAGUUGUAGAUAGGCUUAUAAACGAGCUGAUCGAUGGGGAAAAGGGGAAGGAAGUGAGACAAAAGAUCUUGGAGUGGCAGAAUACUGCAAAAGCCGCAACUAAUGCUGGUGGUUCUUCUUACAUCAACUUGGACAAAUUGAUUCAGCAAUUGUUGGUGGAAAAAAAUAUAAAUUGAAUAUUGUGCCUCGUACGUACAUGGAAUAUUUCAUUUCUUUGGCUCCUGGAAGGUGGAAAUGAAGCUAGUGUUUUGUAAAUGGAACAAGGAUCUUUAACUAGGCUUAUAUGUUCUUUGUUGCAACCAUCUUAGUGGCGUGAUAAGAACCAGCAUAAAUUUGGUUCAUUACCCAAGGGAUAACACACACACAUACACACAUAAAUAUCUUUCCAAAUAAAGCUUAGCUUGACUUGUCCUUAUUACAUUGAUUA
Neltuma alba is the source of this 1759-nucleotide messenger RNA. RefSeq names its product 7-deoxyloganetin glucosyltransferase. Gene Ontology annotation, molecular function: quercetin 7-O-glucosyltransferase activity; quercetin 3-O-glucosyltransferase activity. The record is from RefSeq and is a predicted model, not a curated record. Lineage: Eukaryota; Viridiplantae; Streptophyta; Magnoliopsida; Fabales; Fabaceae. The transcript is spliced from 2 exons. Bases 57 to 1508 code for a protein of 483 amino acids.